AUGGAUUCCGAUCCACUAUAUCUUUCACAUGAUCCUUUACUUAAUGUCCCAAAUGAUGAAACUAAACAACCAUCUCCGACUAAACGAUAUAAGAUUAUUAUCAUUGGAUUAUGUUUAGUAGUAUUUCUUCUUUCAAUAGCUUUAAGUUUGGUAUUUGUAGCUACAAGAAAACAACAGUCAUCAUCGAUAACAACAAAUACAAUAUUAGACAAUUGCUUUGCUACCAGUUGGAAUCCAGUUGGAGAAACACUAGUCAAAGUUGAUCGUGUAUCUACGUUAGCUGUAGACAAUGAUUUUAAUAUAUAUACUUCGGAUGUGAGUGUACGUGCUUUACAAAAGUGGCUUCCAGGUGCUGAUAAACCCAUCAAUUUGUUUGAAGGACAUUUUCCAGAGACGCCUAUUUUUUAUCAUUCAUUGACCCAUUCACUUUAUUUCUUUAUCGUAUUUAAAGAUACUCCCGGUGUAUAUAAAUUAGUCGAUGGAAAUUCAACACCGGUGAAUGUAUUCAGUUCGAAUGGAAGAGGCUGGAAUAUAGAUCAACUUGAUAACUCUUGUAGAGGAUUAUAUGUAAAUACAGCGGGUGAUGUAUUUGUAUUAGAUGAGGGUCGCCGUCGUAUCGUCAAAUGGAUGGUAAAUGCCACAUCAGGAGUACUGGUUGCGGGUCGAAAAGAAGAUGAAUCCAAUUCUGAUCAGUUACCAUCGCCAUCAGGAUUAUAUGUAGAUGAAAUUGACAAUUCAAUAUACGCAUUAAUAGACUCCAGUGGUCGUCAGAUUAAAAGAUUCUCAAAUGGAUCAGUAUAUGGAGUGACUAUUUUUGGUGGUGGUCCUUCUACAGUUCUCUCUGAUCUAGUAUCAGACUAUAUAGAACCUCAGUCGAUGAUAGUGGACAAAAUGGGAUCAGAAAUUUGUGCUGCAACAAGGUGGAAUCCAGUUGGAAAAAAGUUGGUGAAGAUCGAGCACGCAUCAUCUCUAGCUGUAGACAAUGAUUUCAAUGUAUAUGUUGCCAAUUGGGAUACACAUACUUUGCAAAAGUGGUCUCCAGACACUAAUGAACUCAUCAAUUUGUUUGAAGAACAAUUUCCAGAGACUCCUAUUUUCUACCACUCAUUGACUCGUUCACUUUACUUUUUUUACGUAUAUAAAGAUAUUCCUGGAGUAUUUAAAUUAGUCGAUGGAAAUUCAUCACCAGUGAAUGUAUUCAGUUCGAAUGGAAGAGGCUGGAAUUUAGAUCAACUUGAUAGUUCUUGUAAAGGAUUAUAUGUGAAUGCAGCGGGUGAUAUAUUUGUACUAGAUCAAGGUCGUCAUCGUAUCGUGAAAUGGGUAGUAAAUGCUACAUCAGGAGUGCUGGUUGCGGGUCGAAAAGAAGAUGAAUCCAAUUCUGAUCAGUUAGAAUUUCCAUCAGGAAUGUAUGUAGAUGAAAUUAAUAAUUCAGUAUACGUAAUAACAGACAUGAUGGGUCGUCGAAUUAAAAGAUUCUCAAAUGGAUCAGUGUAUGGAGUGUCUGUUUUUGGUGGUGGUCCAAGUAAAUAUCUUUCCGAAAUAAAAUCAGAAUAUGUUGAACCUUUAUCGAUGAUAGUGGACAAAAUGGGUAAUAUUUUAGUAGGUGAAAAUUCUAAAAUUACGAGAUGGACAUCUGAUAUAAAGUAUAAUGGUAUUAUACUUGGAGAAAGUUUAGGUGGCGGCGCAACACAUUUUUAUACACCGCAACUAAUGACAUUUGACAAGUUAGGAAACUUGUAUGUUUAUGACAAAUCAGAUGGACAAGUGAUUAGAUUUGAUGUUAAUUCUACUUCAUGUAUAAAUAAUCUUCAUUAA
Adineta steineri is the source of this 1815-nucleotide messenger RNA. The record is from the annotation of a GenBank genome assembly. NCBI's taxonomy places the organism in Eukaryota, Metazoa, Rotifera, Eurotatoria, Adinetida, Adinetidae.